Molecule: messenger RNA, 2358 nt
Organism: Fusarium musae
Lineage: Eukaryota; Fungi; Ascomycota; Sordariomycetes; Hypocreales; Nectriaceae
Exons: 2
Coding region: 1-2358 (785 amino acids)
Source: RefSeq, a predicted model, not a curated record
AUGGCGGAGCAAGCUAGACCGGCCCCCGCCAGAGGUAUUCCCCCGGGCAUACAUUCAUCGCGAGUCGCCCAGAUACAUAAAAUCAUUCAGCAAUGGACACCUCUGCUGCAUCCUACAAAGUCGCCUGAAGAGAAGUAUCAGGAGAGGCACAGGGAAGCGCAAGCGCACUUUGAAGUGGCGGCGGCCUCAGCAUGCGUGCAAUCCGAUGCAGAGAGGCUGGAUGCCCUUCAGUCCUGUAUUAACCAGCUUAAGGAACUACAGGCGGAACGUGAAGCUGAUAAGGAAGAUGAAGAGAGUAAAUACCAGCAGCUGUUCUUGGAGCAGCAGGAGGCUCUUGUCAUGGAUUUGAUCGAUACAUUCGGCCCUGAGUUGGGAGAUCAAGUGUGCAACAAGUGGCGACAGCGUGCACAGCUGCCUGUGAACAGUUCUGCUCGCUUGGACGCUUCUGCUGGUUCACCGACCGAAGUGGCCCCAAGCUCAUCAUACUUUACCCCGAAUGCAAGCCCUGUUUUACAGGCAUUCCGCCCGCCGAUUCCCAGAGCGCAGAACGAGUCCACUCCCAUCCUUCCUACACCGAGGGAUCAAGAGAUACAUACCCCCAGCCGACCUCUAGAUGAAACCCAACAGUCUUCGACAGCCCAACAAAAGAGACCUGCGAAUACUCCUCAAGGGAGUCUCCCCCGCCCGCCAAAGCGAUCCCGAUCGAAUGCGCCUCAACCACGAGGCCCUCUCACCGGCGACCGAGCCAUCGACUUCGAUGACGUCUACCAAGACGGCAAUGCCCCGACGAAGUACAUAAUUACAGAACACAAGGGCUUCUGGUAUAUCCUUGAGUGUAAGAAGCACAAGCUGCACUUCGUGAGCAACAACCCCAUCCAUGGAGCUCGCAGGCACUUGACCGCUGGGACCCACGGCCAUAUGAACGCCAAUUACGAUGAGGCAGUUCGUAUACUGGGGACGAGGGUUCUUAACUGUGAUGAAGACAAGGCCAAGCGGAACAACCUUGCCGCGCAGAGACCUACGUAUGCGCAGUAUGGUCGACCGCUUAGCAGUGUCUCAGCCGGGUCUUCGCACUCCAACAACGGGGGACCUCAGACACGAAGUACACAGUUCCUCACUGGGAUCGACCCCCAGCCCGGCGAGGUGUACACUACCUUCUGGAAGAAGACGAAGCGAUUCUUCGCUAUCCUUGUGUUACCUUGGGGUAGUUUUCGGCAGUUUGGCUGGGAUAUGAAUCUCAUGGACAACACAGCCCUUCUGAAGAAGCAUAUUCCUGUUUGCUAUGAUUACGACCCUGCUACUGGGACUGUUGACUGGGCUGAGAACUACGGGCCUGGGGAAAAGUACCAUUAUAAACGCAAGUACCCAAUCAUGUACUUCGACGCAGAUGUUUUUCCUUGGGAGUGUGCUAUCGGGUGGGUCGCCGUCAAUGAGUUCCGUGCUUACGAUCCUAACGACGAGGGGAUUGAUCAUAAAGAUCAGGUUAAUGAGUUUAUCCUGCGGAUGAAGGAUAGGGAUCGUUUGAGGAAUGGUGAGGAAGAGUCGGGAGAAGCAGAACAUCAAGAUGGUGACGCGGCGAUGGGUGAUGUCUCGGAUGAGCAGCAGUGUACGGAGGUUGAGCAGCCACCGCUGGGAUCAUGCAUGCGUCUGGCGAUUGAGAUUCCGGAUGAUGAUAGUGACACUGAAGAGGGAUCGGGCAUGAUGCCGCAAUAUGAUGACUACACGGAGGAGGGGACGCGGGUCAAGACUGAGCCGAUGAACCAAGGAACUCCUACACAGCCCUCCGAUGCUGCUACGGCGCAAGCAACUACUACCAGGUCAGAAACGGUUAACCCGUGGCACGGCCUUGAUCAUGUACCGGUUGUUCCCAACCCCAUCCCAGCGCUUGAUGCCAAUGGCGUCCUCCAUCCUUCCGUCCCAAGCACUCCUACGGUCGAGAGCCCCGGUGUCUCUUCUUCUAGUGCCCAUCUCAGACCUAGCGGACAUAUGUAUGAUCAUCUACACUCACCAUGCGUGACUGCACCCCCACCGCAAGAGCACCAUACCGCUCCCAUCGUCGACACCAGCCCCCGAGCUCCGGAAGCAGUGAUGACUCCUGGAUAUCCUUUACCAGCUCCUCUGGCGCGUAUGAACGAUCACGCUGUCUCUGAGAACUCAGCUCGGUUGGACCUGUAUGGCUAUCUAGCUCCUGGGCAUAGCGCACCCAUGAGUGCAGACGUUGCAGGGGUUGCCGGGUCAGAAUGGAUGACUCCUGCUCAGACGGCGACAGAGGGAGCGCGGGACCGUGAGAUCGAUAUCCGCAACAAUGCCGCCAGACGAUCUUAUUGGCGGCAGCCUUUCAUUACCGACGAUGACUGA